Ceraceosorus guamensis is the source of this 672-nucleotide messenger RNA. RefSeq lists its product as hypothetical. NCBI's taxonomy places the organism in Eukaryota, Fungi, Basidiomycota, Exobasidiomycetes, Ceraceosorales, Ceraceosoraceae. The record is from RefSeq and is a predicted model, not a curated record. Bases 119 to 457 code for a protein of 112 amino acids. The transcript is spliced from 4 exons.
ACCCUUCACCUCCCACCACAACAUCAUCCAAGUGCUCCACGGCGAAGCACCAUCACAACGAAUCGUCAGAGCAUUGACAAUUAGCUCGCACACACGCACACAAAGAUAGUUAGUCAUCAUGGACGGCGUAUUCAACAAGGCCAGUGACUUUCUCAAGAACGACAAGAGCGGUCUUGGCGAUGCCAUCAACAAUGCCGGUGGUGGAGGUGCCGAGGGAGAGCGCCGCGAGGACUAUCUGGACAAGGGUAUCGACAUUGUGCAAGAACGAUUUUUGAACGAGGGAAAGCAGGACAAUGAGACUGCUAUUGAUCAGCAAAAGGACAACUUUAUCGCUGAUCAGAUUCGUGAUCGCUACAAGACGUUAGUAGAGGAGGGAAAGAGGGCACGACUCCUACGAUGCGAGAUGCACAGCGGAUCAUAUGCUAGAGUGCUUGGCAUUGCUGAACCGAUGCACUGACACGUUCUUGGUCUCUUUCACCCGUCGCACAUCAUCCCGGCCCUCUUGUCACGAUUCUCGCCCGCAUAGUGCUACUGGUUCUGACUUCCCCAUCAAGGACGGCAUGGGAGCUCAGGACAAGCAGAACUAAGCAAUCUCUUGCUUUAGCGCGACAUGCUCAAACGCCCCUUCACCGUCAAUCCCAAUACGGCACGCAAUCACGAUGCCUAAAGCUU